Zerene cesonia (dogface butterfly) is the source of this 902-nucleotide messenger RNA. RefSeq names its product cuticle protein 1-like. The transcript is spliced from 2 exons. The coding region runs from base 147 to 611 and encodes 154 amino acids. The record is from RefSeq and is a predicted model, not a curated record. Lineage: Eukaryota; Metazoa; Arthropoda; Insecta; Lepidoptera; Pieridae.
GACACCGCCCGUUCUAUACGCAAAUACCGCAUCAAUGAUAACGCAAACUUUCAUGCACUCGCACCUGGCUCGUCAACCAUAUAAAAGACCUGGUGUGCUGCGAAACAGUAUUCAGUAGCUCUCGAGCAGUCUACAAGAAGUGCACGAUGAGAUUUCUGUUUGCUUUCGUCGCCCUCCUCGGCUAUGCUUCGGCUAGCGCCAUCUUAGCCCCGUACGUGUACGGCGCGAACGCUGGUGACGUGCAGGCCGCCGCCAUCGACGCCACGGUCGCCGCCCGGGACACCGUGCGCGCCAUCGGCGAGGGCCAAGCGCGCGCCGCGGAGGCGGUCAUCCAACACAACACCGAGGCAGUCCGUCAAGUCGCUGAGACCAACCGGAACUUGCACGAGAACGCUUUCUGGGGCAGUGUUGCCGCUUCCCAGAACUACGUCGCCGCCGCUCAGUCCCAGGCCGCCGCUAUCGAUGGAGCCGCUGCAGCGGUCCGUGCCGCUCACGCCGCUGCCCCCAUCGUCGCUGCCGCUCCUCUCGCGUACGCCGGUGUUGCCGCUCCUUACUUAGCCGCCCCAUACGCCGCCUACGGCGCGUACGGUCUCGGCCUCCGCCACUGGUAGAUCACGACUCGCCGCUGGUAACGCGUCACACCAUCAAGCUAUAACGCGUUAUCGGCAACACGUAACAGCUUUAAAAGGAAGUCUCCAUCAACGGUCGGUCUCAAAUUACACGGAAAAAUGAUUUGCUCAAUGAACAAAACAAAGGUCUCAAUAAAUACGUAACUCUCUUUGUAAAUAAGUAAAUCUAAUGCCAUCACUGCCAAAGUGUAAAUAAACACACAAUUUAUAAAAACAAACGUCGAUGUUUUUCUUGUGUACCUGUAUCCAGCAAUAAAGCAGAAUUGGUUUUUA